CGAACGGCGACUGCUGUCCGACAUGAUUACUUUUCUAUUGCUAAACUGCUAAUGUCAGCAAUGAAAAGAAUCGCAUAACAAGUAUUUCGAGUCAGAAAGUUGCUAUCAAAAUGGAUCUUUUUCCCUUUGAAGAAGAAGAUUUUAAGAAAGUUGCAGAAGAACUGAUCAAAUGUGGUUGUUGUUCAAGAUGCACACUUCGAUAUCUCGGGGCAAAAGACAUGUAUACUUACAGGGGAGACUACAAUGAAAUCACAUGUGUCAUAGACAAGUUUAGAAAACAUAAUAAAUUAGAAUCAAAUGGAAUUGAUACAUCAGAAAGUGACCACAAAUUACCAGCAGAAAGUGAUGCGGUGAAGGAGAAAACAUUAGGCAUCGAGAUAUCCAAUGGUAAAAAUCAGUCACAGGUUGAAGGUAGUUCCAGAAACACCUGUGUGGUAUGUCUUGGGGUGCUGGGACAGUUUGCAGAUGAAACCUUCUUAGACCAGAUAAAGAAGACCAUAGAUGAUGAAGGCUUUCAGUACACAGGUUAUCUGUGUUCGCUGAUGCUUCCUGUGUGCAUUAUCCUCAGAGAGCAUGCCAUAUUACAGCAUAUGAAACAAAAAUUCAAGCAUCUGUAUGAUGACAAGAAAGAUUCUGAUGUUGCCCCAAUCAAAGAUGUGUGGAAGUGGAGAAAUGGUCCUAUUCUUGGCCAAAAACUGAAAGCCCCUUUUGAUGCCAAAAGCUUGUUUGAUAUAACACUCACAUUUGACUAUAAGGAGUCCAAUAGAGAAUGCAGUUUCUUAUUGAGUUCAACUAACAACGAGGCAUUUCGAAAGCGUAAGAAAGAUCGUCGUUACAACAAAAAAUCUGCCGACUCGGUGUACAAUCGAGCUAACGUCGGCAAGGCCAUAGAAGAAAUGAAAGAUGAAGAGUUUAUGAGGAGUUACCAGUGCCCUCCAUUACCACCCCGGUGUGAAAUUACCUGUGAUAUAAAGUGCCAGAAUGAGAACAUCUUUGUAGCAGGCCGCUAUAACAAGUACAGUCGGGAGCUCAGUCAGACCCCCUGGAUCAUAGAGGGCACACGAAGGUCAGAGUCAUCGGUAGAAGAACUGCUUAACGAUCACAUUAGAAAGUUCUUUAGGCAUUCAGAGCAGAAGUUUUCCUCAUCAGGGCGGGAGGAUGUAGAUGUGAGAAUGCUGGGAAAUGGGAGACCAUUUGUGUUGGAGUUGGUGAACCCAAGGUGUCGUAGUUUCACACAGGAACAGAUGAACAAAAUUCAGGAGAGUAUCAAUGCAGCAACGACUGAUAUCCAGUGCAGAGAUCUUCAGAUUGUGACCAAGGAAGAGACGGACAUUUUGAAGCAGGGUGAGAUAGACAAGGUGAAGCUGUAUCGAGCACUCUGUUGGACCAACCAGCCAAUCAGUGACCAGCAGCUUGACCAGCUCUCUAUUUUAAAGGACUUGAAGAUCUUCCAGAAAACACCUGUGAGAGUACUUCAUAGGCGUCCACUAGCUACUCGUGACAAGUUGAUCCACAGCAUGGAGGCUACCAGAGUGGAUGACCUUCAUUUUAACCUUGACCUCUCCACCCAGGCUGGAACCUACAUCAAGGAAUUUGUCCAUGGUGACCUUGGACGCACUCGACCCAACCUGUCCUCUAUCCUCGGGACUGACUGUGAUAUUCUGGAGCUGGAUGUCAUGGCUGUGGAACUGGAUUGGCCUAAGAAGAUACCUGUGGAAUCCGUUAGUCUUAGACCAGAUGAACCAACAACAGAAUGAUUAAACUCAUAACCUGUAUUUUUCAUAACAAACAGCAUGCAAUACUAUGCUGACAAGGAUAUGAACAACCAUCAGCAGAAAUAUAAAAGCUCAUCAUCAAAACCCCCUCUUUAUAUUCCAUUCACUGCACUGUAGCCUGCGAGAGAAAUAACUAUCAGAAUACCAUUGAAAUGAAAUUGAUAACCUGUGCAUUGACUUAUGUGUGUAAUUACAGGAAACAUUUAAACUCUGAUCAAUUGAAGUAUUGAAAUGUAUUUUAGAAGCACUGGAUAAUAUAGAAUAAAAAAAGAUUGCAUUACCUAUAUGCAAUUCUUAUUUCCCCAUGAUUUGAUUGGUUGAAUUUCCAAGCCAUCUUGGACAGAGAAUCAAUGAAAUGCCAGAUAAGUUUUCAGUGACAAAGUUUGGUGGCCAUUUUCCCUACAAAGAAAUAAACUGGGUGCAGAAUCACUAGGGUUUCCCGGGUUUUACACACGGGCUGGGCAGAAUGUAAACACACUGUUAAGAACUUUAUUUUUGCAAAUAUAUCAUGUUAUUGAAAUACAUUUCCAAAAAUCUUCAGUGCAUAGAUGACAGUUUUCCUUGCAGUUUGUGCUGAUAUCUUAAGAUAUAAGAAUAAAUCCUAGAAUAUGCCUUAAAUCAUUGACAAAAUUUCGUUUCGCGUAAAUCAUAACAGUGUACAAUAAAUGCAGUAGAUACCGAUUUUUAUGCUGCCGGAUCGAAUGAUCGGGGUAUAUUGUUUUUGGCCUGUCUGUCAUUCCGUCUGUCAUUCUGUCCCAAAACUUUAACCUUGGUCAGAACUUUUGCAAUAUUGAAGAUAGCAAAUUAAUAUUUGGCAUGCAUGUGUAUCUCAUGGAGCUGCACAUUUUGAGCGGUGAAAGGUCACGGUCAUCCUUCAAGGUCAAUGGUCAAAUAUAUGGCUUCAAAGCGGCGCAGUGGGCGGCAUUAUGUUUCACAAACACAGCAUUUGUUUUAACAAGAACUUGGGAUUACUAAAUAAAGUAAUUCCGAUGUAUUUCACAUUUCCAUAAGCAAAAUUAAAAUUUGUCUUUUGUGAACAAGUUGAAACUCUUAAGAAAAAUAAUUUAAAAAAGUUAUUUGACAUAAAGCACCACUUACCGUCGUAUACAUCCAUAAAAGUUAAAAAGGAGAACCCUACAAAUUCACGCGAUUCUGCACCCUGGUAAAGCAUAUUGGAGAAAACAUGGGUAUCAAGGCAGUAUCAAAACUAUGUCUUGUAAAUUCGAUGAUAUUCAACAUGUUCUAAUGUCCUUCAAAGGAUUUUGCAUGAAAGUUUUAUUGUUUGCUGGCAGCUGAUGACCAAUUUACCAACUGUAAGAAUUAUGAUUGAAUGUGUUCAUCUUUAUGUUUGUCAGGAACCAAAUAUGAAUGGAUACAUGUGAAAUCUUGUUAAAAAUAUCUUAUUAUUUUGAUGAAAAAAAUACUGUCAAAUUUA
This is a messenger RNA of Dreissena polymorpha, 3210 nucleotides long. RefSeq names its product tRNA pseudouridine synthase Pus10-like. The record is from RefSeq and is a predicted model, not a curated record. The transcript has 18 exons. Lineage: Eukaryota; Metazoa; Mollusca; Bivalvia; Myida; Dreissenidae. Gene Ontology annotation, molecular function: RNA binding; pseudouridine synthase activity. The coding region runs from base 111 to 1757 and encodes 548 amino acids. Gene Ontology annotation, biological process: tRNA pseudouridine synthesis.